Monodelphis domestica (gray short-tailed opossum) is the source of this 7001-nucleotide messenger RNA. It is a transcript of the gene PRDM14, whose product is annotated as PR/SET domain 14. NCBI's taxonomy places the organism in Eukaryota, Metazoa, Chordata, Mammalia, Didelphimorphia, Didelphidae. Gene Ontology annotation, molecular function: protein binding; RNA polymerase II transcription regulatory region sequence-specific DNA binding. Gene Ontology annotation, biological process: regulation of transcription by RNA polymerase II. Gene Ontology annotation, cellular component: nucleus. The record is from RefSeq and is a predicted model, not a curated record.
AACCCAGUGGAGGGUUGGUUCAAGGAGCCUCGAGCUGGAGAGUAGUAAACGGUUUUCUACUUCCCGCGGGUCUGGAGGAUAAAGCCUAGCCCAAGAAAUCCGGAAGAUCUGUAUUCGAAUUCCACCUCAGACACUUUUAUUAACUAGGCAUCCCUGGAUUGCCCAGGAAUCUCUUGUCCCCUAGGACUUGCCGACUCAGCCCUUCCCAUCUCUUAACCCUGUACCUUUGCCCUGGGAAUGGCCCUAUCUUUAACUAGUGAGCUGGGGCCUCAGGAGGUGUACACUGAGGAGAGCCUCUGGUGCAACGCUGCCCACGUGGCUGGCUACUACCCUCCUCUCCUGCCCCACGGCCAGUAUGGGGAUAACUUGGCCAGUUCUUCCCCGGGCAGCUCUCCCCCGGGUAGUUCCCCGGGUUUUUUUCAUCCUCUCAAGUCUUUGGGGAGGCCAUUGCUAAACUCUACUACGCUGCCUCACUUCGGUUUCAACGGGAUGCCCACUUUUCUGAACAACGGUCCGGCCCUGCCUAGAGAACCUUUCUAUAACUUGCCCCCAGGCUCUUUGCCCUUCUUUGGCAAUGUGUCCCCAGAGGACAACCGUCCUUUCCCCAAGGAGGGGUUGCUUCCCGUGGACAGCAGCAUCGUUGGCUCUGGCAGCGGCUGCGGCAGCGGCAGCAACGGCAACAGCAACAAAGAUUGUUCGGACAGUGGCCACGGCCUCAGCCUCAUCCUUCCUCUGGCCGAGACCUCGGUCCCCUGGCCAACCAAGCUCUUGUCACCCAAGAUCUCUCCGCAGUGGUUUAGUGGCCCUGCGCCCAGCCGGUUCUUUUCCUACUCCCCUCGAAAGAAGCGCUAUAUAGAUUCCGGCCCCAGCUCUCAGAGAACAGAGCUGGAGAACCCCCGGCAGUACGACUUCACCGAGGACGACUUGCGCCUAGUCUUGUACGGGGCUAUCCGCUCCCAGCAGCUGCCGGCUAGACUGCACUGCGCUAUCUCCGGGCUCCGGGUACCUCCAGACAGUUCAGGGGCAGAAUCAGUGAUUCAAUCUCUGGAUAAAGACUCCCUGAAGUUACCUGAAGGUCUGUGCAUACUGAAGACCAUGUGUGGUGACAUCCCUCAGUUCGGUGUAUUCUGCAGCAGCCUGGUUCCUAAGGGGAUUAGGUUUGGGCCCUUUCUGGGUAAAGUGGUCAACGCCAGUGAGAUCAAGACCUACGGAGACAAUUCCCUGAUGUGGGAGAUCUUUGAAGAUGGUCAUUUGAGUCACUUCAUAGAUGGAAAAGGAGCCAGUGGGAAUUGGAUGUCUUUAGUCAACUGUGCCCGUUUCCCGGAGGAACAGAACCUGUCCGCGGUCCAGUGUCAAGGCCAAAUAUUUUAUGAGAGCUGCAAAGAAAUCCUGCCCAACCAGGAGCUGCUGGUGUGGUACGGAGACUGCUACCAACAGUUCCUGGGUAUCCCUGUGAGUUUGAAAGUCCUGGACAAAGGGAAGCAGCCACUGGAGCCCCCCGAAGAAUCAGGAGAAAGUCACAAGUGUGAAAGGUGUGGCAAAGUAUUCGCCUACAAAUAUUACAGAGACAAACACCUCAAAUACACUCGCUGUGUGGACCAAGGAGACCGGAAAUUCCCCUGCAACCUCUGCAGUCGAUCCUUUGAGAAGCGGGACCGCCUUCGCAUCCACAUCCUACACGUCCAUGAAAAGCACAGACCUCACAAGUGCUCCAUGUGUGGAAAGAGCUUCUCACAGUCCUCCAGCCUCAAUAAGCACAUGAGGGUCCACUCCGGAGAAAGGCCUUACAAGUGUGUCUACUGUAACAAGGCUUUCACUGCCUCCAGCAUUCUUCGAACUCACAUCAGGCAGCACUCUGGAGAGAAACCCUUCAAGUGCAAGUACUGUGGCAAAGCUUUUGCCUCCCAUGCUGCCCACGACAGCCACGUCCGUCGCUCCCACAACAAGGAAGGUGGAGGCUGUUCCUGUGGGAUCUGUGGAAAAAUUUUCUCUGAGCAAGAGAAAUUCCGCUGCCACAUGAAGUUUCAUGGUGUCCUCUAGAACCUGGAGAGGGGCAUCAGCUUCUUCUAGCCCAUGAACUCAGUUUCCCUUCUGUGCUGGUUCCCACAAUUUCUUCAGUGAUUUAUCUGGGGUUGUCAAAGGUCUAGAAAUGCAGUAGGGUGGGAGUACCAGGGGGUGGGGGGCUGCUUGUUUUUAGCAUGGACCUACUAUGCCGUACUUGCAUAGCAGAGGCAUAGAGUUAUUUAUAUUGUCAUUAACAAAGGCACUCGAGGUGUCAAAUCAUCUUUUGAAGAUGUUUAUAUUGUAAUCAGCAAAGUAAGGAGGCCUUUUCUAAAAUAUUUGCUUUUGGACCCCCAAAAUGAAAUUGCCCAGCUGUCUUAUUUUCCUGUUCUACUUAGAAGGAAGUCUGUUCAAACUCAGAAUUUGCAAAUUCACUUAGGAUCGAAUAUGGAAUUAACAACUAGUAUAACUAGUUCUGUAAUCGAUAUCUAUCAUUCCAAAGUGAGCUUAAGGCCCCAUGCUCAUUAGAAUUCAUUUAGUGGUUGUGCUUAGGUGUUUUUCACAAGUGCAAGUAGAUUAUUCCUAAUUUAUUUGGAGAAAGAGAGCCGAAUGAAGAAAAUUUAUCUGUCUAGCACACAUCCAUCAACCAUUUGAGGGAAAAAUGAUGACAGAAUAAAGAAAGCCCAAAAGAUGAUACUCAAGCUUCUUACUCAGUUCUGCUUUUAAAACAAAUUCACUCGUGAUGAAUAAUAGAUAAGUGAGUAUCUCCUAUUCUGCCGAGCUUCUGGUUCAUCCUAGGGCACAGAACUAUGGGAAAAGCAUUUAUAGCUGAAAGAAAGCACUUUGAAACAAAAAAGAAUGGAAGGACAUGCUAGAAGAGUCACUUAGUCUUGGAGGGCCAUAGCAAACUCUCUUUACCAUAUUAAACUGAAAUGGGGAGGUCCACCUUGGGAAAAGGAUGCUUUACUGCAUAUACCCCACCAGAUCUACACUUCUUCAAAGAUAAAGAAUGCUGGACAACUGCAAGGUAUCGGGUAGCUUAAAACACUAAUGAGUGUUUUAAAUUUUGUCUACAUUUUUACCUGUGACUUGGGUGAGGGUUUUAGGCGAUGGUAGAUUUCAAAUGCACUGACACAAAGCUGGGAGGGAUUGUUAUUAUUUUGACUUGGGGAUUCCAGAAGAAGAGGAGAUGUAAUAAGGACACACACAUGGGUUAAAAGAAGACUGAAUUCCACAAGGACUUAUUGAAUAGCCUGUGUUGCUAUGGUGCUUUAAGAUUACCAAGCUUUUCAUAAGAGCAAAACAAAUGCCAGUUUAUUUCUGUUUUGAGAAUCCAUGAUUGGUGUGGUUCCUCCCUCCACUGACAGGUGCUAACCCUUGUCCUAAACUCAGUUUCUGUGGUUCGAAAGAAUUCAUUAUUUGGAGGCUGGCAUUCUGACAGAGCCUUUCCCUAUUGAGCUAGGCUAGACCAUUAACCUUCCAAACAUUUUCAUGCUUUGGAGAAGCCAAGGGACACAUAAUCUCUCCUACUAUUCUCUAAGUUGGUUGGAUGGUAUCUGCAGAAUUGUGUACAUACAGUUUCUUAGGUCAUCUUUUAGGAAAAGACAGGAAAGAGCACAUUCAGAUAAAGAAGAGGGGAUAGAGGGAUGGUAUGGGUGGGGGAAUGAUUUAAAAUCAUGCCAAUUAAAAAAUUGGUUGAAAAAUUUUGAUAUUUAAUUAUCCUAAAGAAGAGAUCACUUUGGGAUUGGCAGUACUCUUUCAUUCAAAUAUAUGAAGAAAGGUCUUUAGUUUUUACUCCAAAAGAACAAUUCAUGGAAACCCCAAAGAACAUUUCAAAUCAGUGUGAGGAAAAUCUUCCUAAUUGAACUUUCUGAAAAGUGUAAUGGGCUGUUUCAUCAAGUAGCAAAUUCCCUGUCACUGAUGGAUGACCGUUUAUUUUCAGAGAUGUUACAAUGAGGAUUCUCAUAUUGGACUAGAUGGUCUCUGAGGUACUUUCCAGCUUGGAAAUUCAAUGACAAAAAAUUUCCUUCCUUAAUUCUCAGAGAAGCAUGAAUAGCUGGUCACUGACAAUAGGCAUCACAUAUAAAUACACUUAAACCACAUUUUCCAACUGGUACUUCUUGCCUUUCCUAUACAGUUAGGAGGACACUCUACCAGGUGCAAAUAUUGAGGCAAAUUAAGGUACUAUCUACAUUAGAAGGCUCCCUUCAGAAAAUCUGUAGACUUUUUAUAUUUGUGGGGGGGGGGGAACGUGAUUUCAUUUACAUGUUUCACCUCUAUUUGUGUAGCCCCCAACCUAGUCAAGUUUUCUGUUAUAAUAAAUUUGGUCUCGUGUUCAUUCUGUAUGUGUCUACUUUUUAGAUUAAUUUGUUUCUUGAUUGCAGCUGCAGAUUAUUGUAGACUUUGGUUUUCUCAAACCUUUUACCUUUUGUUUUAUUGGAUUGUUGAAUCCAUUCACAUUUAAGUUAUGACUCUUAGUCUUGGGUUUUCCUUCAUUUAGUUUUGUAUUGAUUGUUAUUCCUCCUUUCUCCUUUGCCACUCCGUUGUCUCUGUGAUUAGUUGUCUUCUUUAUAAUUAGUUGCCUUCUGUGUAAUUUCCUUCCGUGUUCUCCCCCACAGAUAAUCUUCCUUAUUCUACUCUUGUAUCCUUCAUACAACCAGAAAAAUAAUUUGCUAUGGAAAUUUAAAGAGGUUUGAGAGAAGAAGAGCUUGAUGGAAAAACAAAUAAUUCUGAAUUCUCUUUGUCCUCAGGUAUAUUAAUCUGGUCACGCCUCCCACAAAUUUUCUUACUGAUGAUCCCUCUGAGAGCAUUCCCUUCUUUCCACCUUUUUCCUAGGAUAGAGACAUUUGGCCCCCUUGUCCUUGGGGACAAUUCCUGCUGUGUUGUAUAGAUGCUAAUUCCAGAGGAAAAUCCCUUAUUGCUGUCAAAUCCUCUUGAGAAAUAUCUGUAAUGCAGGUGGAAAUGCAUUGACAGGUUUUACUUUAGAUAAUGCCUUUUCUCUCUUCCCUGUUGUUUUCCCCCUCCCCCCUUCCCUCAGUCAGCCUCUAUCAUUUGUCCUAAUGAGGAUGUACCCUGUGGUUUUAGGACUCCUUUUGGUUUGCAGUUCAUUAAGGCAUGUUGAUUAUGAUGUUUUGUUAAUAUUUGAAUUUAUUACCAACAUUGUUUGUGUGCCUAUUUGUAAACUAUACACCACACAUUUUUAUUAUGGAUUUCUGGUUUUAAAAACUGCUUUUAAAUCCAACAGAGGCUAGAUAUCAGAGUAAUCAGGCAAUGAUGUCUCUUUCUUCACUGACUGAAUAAUUUAUGCAGAGAAUCAGUUGGUAGUCUUGGGCCCAGAAUAUAGCCAAGGAGUUUUCUGGUAUUAAAAUAACAAACUCAAUGCUAGUUUUGGAACAGCAAAUAAUAUAAUUGUUGUCGGCUAUUAACCUAAAAUGUCUGCAGAAUUUUAUGUGGUAUUCCAAAUAGCAUGCUUUGGCAACCAUUUUAAUAGAUGAGCAAUUCCUAAUAGGUGACUAAAAUCUGGAAAACCUCAUGCUCUGGGCCACUCAAAAAGCCUCUAAAUGACAGAAGUUACAUUACCGGGACAGGUGUUUCAGUACCAUGAAUUCCUGAUAAAAUUGUGUCAACCAAAAAUAUGUCAAUUACAUGUUUAUUAAUUUAUGCAUAGUUUAUUUUGGUACUUCAGGUACUAUAUUCGAUAAGUGUAGAAUGUAACCUUCCUCAGUAUGCUAAAGCACUUUUAUGUUUCUUUUUCAGUUAUUGCAUUAGCACAGAGUGGGAAAUUGAGAAAUUAAAUGAAUGGGUCUGGCAAAGAUCAUCAAGUUAGCUACUAGGAAGCAUCCAAUUAGAAGGCAGAUCUCUUCACUACUAAAUAGACCAGAGAUCUUCAUUUUUUUAAACAUGGAUCUGCAUUGUCUUCAGAUGGAUGAUGAAGUGGAUCCAGAAUUGAGCAAAUAGGAUUGAUUGGGGCUGCAUGACCUUUUUCCAUAUUCGUCAUUUUUGUAAUCAUCCUUUAAAAACCAAACCCCCACAUCCAAUGCCCAUAUAAACAAGUGAAGAAUCAAAUGUUUUCUUUCUGUGUUUCUUGCAUGACCUUUUUCAAUGAUUGAAACUGUUCUCUGAUAUAGAAGGCCAUCCCUGAAGUCAAGGUUCUUCUAGUAGAUUAUUGUAUGGCUUUGAAUUCUGGAUCACCUGGACUGCAGGGGAAUUAAAAAAGGACACCGAAUCCACAUGAGAAUGGGACAAUGCAUGAUAGCCAUAGCACGCAGCCUGCUCCAGCAGGUUCCCGGAGUGUUGGAAGUUAUGUUAUAAAUGUCUGACGUGUCCUUAUAGAUAAAUGUAGGGAGAAAGAGGGCAGGGAGGGAGCUGAGUGCAUCUGUGAUUUCAUCAGGGCAGGAAACACAUGCCAGGGUAGUUCAGCUCCAUCUCUGCAGCUUACAAAUGACUUGCUUUGGGUCAGACAGCGGAAUGUGUGAGAGGAGGGACUUGAAGUCAGGAUUUUCUGGUUCUGAGGCCAGUUCUCUAUCCACUGUGCCUCUCAUUCAGAUCAAAGGAGGUAGACUAGUCAGCAGGAGGCUAGGGAGAGGGACAGCUCCAGUUCUACCCUGAUAAACUCCUGCAAAUACUAGUAAUAUUGUUACUUGCUCUCUAUCCCAAAGAGAUCAAAGAAAGAGGAAGAUAACCCAUACAGACAAAAUUGUAUCGACUCUUUAAAUGGCAACAAAGAAUUGGAAACUGAGGAAGUAUUCAUUUACUGGGGAAUGGCUGGACAAGUCAUGGUAUAUGAAUGUGAUGGAAUACUAUUGUGUUAUAAGAUAAAGGGGAUGAUUGUUUGAGGAGAACCUGGGAAGACUUAUAUGAAGUGAUACAAAGUGAAAUGAGCCAGAACCAGGAAAACCAUUUAUACAGUAAUAGCAAUAUUGUAAAGAUCAUUGAACUUUCAAAAACUUAGGAACUGUAAUUGAAGCAAUGGUCACACACUUUGGUCAGGAGAGUAUCCG